Molecule: messenger RNA, 1810 nt
Organism: Calidris pugnax (ruff)
Lineage: Eukaryota; Metazoa; Chordata; Aves; Charadriiformes; Scolopacidae
Gene: VRK2
Product: vaccinia related kinase 2
Exons: 12
Coding region: 220-1509 (429 amino acids)
Biological process (GO): peptidyl-serine phosphorylation; signal transduction
Cellular component (GO): cytoplasm; nucleus
Molecular function (GO): ATP binding; protein serine/threonine kinase activity
Source: RefSeq, a predicted model, not a curated record
GCAGGAGUCCAGCCCCGCCGGCAGCCAGACAGGGCGGGCUGAGCCCUCAGAGUCCCGUCCGGGGCUAGCCCGGUACUGCCCCCCGUGCUGGGGUUUUCCCGCGGGAAGACGGCAGCCCGCCGCCUCCUCCUCCGCCUGGGCCCGGCCUCUGGGAAGUUCCCGGUUGGGAAGUUUGUAGCCAGCGCCUGGGGGAGGCCGCGGGGCCCCUGCGGAGGUGCCAUGCCGCCUAAGGGUCGCGGCAGACGCAAGCUGCCAGUUCCUCUUCCAAGAGACAUGAUCCUGAAAGACACCGAAGGAAAAGUCUGGAGGCUGGGCACUCAGAUCGGCCAGGGAGGAUUUGGCUUGAUCUAUUUAGCUUCCCCUCAAACUCAUGUUCCUGUAGAAGAUGAUGCAGUGCAUGUAAUUAAAGUGGAAUAUCUUGAAAAUGGCCCCUUAUUUUCUGAACUGAAAUUCUACCAGAGGGCUGCAAAACAAGAGCAUAUAAGAAAAUGGAUGAGUCUCAAAAAAAUAAGAUGUUUAGGAAUUCCGGUGUUUUGGGGAUCAGGCUUGGCUGAGUACAAGGGAAAAAGCUAUAGAUUCAUGGUCAUGGAGAGACUAGGGGAAGACCUUCAAAGAAUCUUUGAAGAUUGUGGAAGCAGAUUUAAGAAGGACACUGUUCUGCAACUUGGGGCACGAAUGUUGGAUACUUUGGAAUAUAUACAUGAAAAUGAGUAUGUUCAUGGUGACAUUAAAGCAGCAAAUCUACUUUUGGGCUACACCAACCCGCACGAGGUUUAUCUUGCAGAUUAUGGACUUUCCUACAGAUAUUGUCCCAAUGGGAACCACAAACAGUAUCAGGAAAAUCCUAGGAAGGGCCAUAACGGGACAAUAGAGUUUACCAGCAUAGAUGCCCACAAGGGAGUAGCCCCGUCCAGACGAGGUGACCUUGAAAUCCUUGGCUACUGCAUGCUGCAAUGGAUAUGUGGGAAGCUGCCCUGGGAACAGAACCUGAAGGACCCUGUAGCUGUCCAGUCUGCGAAAACGAAGCUUAUGGAUGAGCUCCCAGAUUCAGUGAUGGAAUGGGAUUCUUCUGGAAGCAGCUGUAGUGAAAUAUCAAAGUUUUUGGUGAGUGUGUAUGGCUUAGCUUACAAUGAGAAGCCAAACUAUCAAGCGCUCAAGAAAAUCCUGCUGGAUGGACUGGAGUCAAGCGGGACCCACUAUGAUGGCCCUCUGGAAUUUUCCGCCGUGGCACGCGUGCGAAAUCACUCGGCUGCUAAAGUGUCAAAAAAAGACACUGCAAGAGAAUUACCACCCCUUGACCUCAAAGCAAUAUUCUCAGAAUCCAAAAAGAAACACGAUCAACUCUUAACUACAGAUCAUCCAGCACCAGUGCAAGAAUGUGGUCCUGACAUCACACCUCCUUCUAUAGCUGUCAUAUUUAGACUUGCAUUUACGGAGGAAACAUCCCGCUACAGUAUAGCCAUACUGGUACUUCUGCUGCUAAUAGUACUGUCCUUGUAUUUGCUUUGAUGUCACUGUUUCAAUGGCUUCAGUGUGAGUGCAGCGGUGUUCCCAUCGCGCAGUUUUUUUCUCAGAGUUUCUUCAUUGAAGAUUUCAGUGUCAGUGGCUUGAAAAAGAAUUUUUUAAAAUAAUACUGUCAAUUCUUAUCUCUUAAACUUUACAGAUCUAUACUCAAUAGUUACUUAUGCACUGAACUAUUUUUACAAAGCUGUUUUGUGUUAUAUCAGUGUUGAGAUUCUUGGGUUGUUUUUUUUUGUUUGAAACUGGGUCUUUGCAACAAGCAACAUUAAAAAAGUAUCAUGAAAUACAA